AUGGGAAGAGAAGAUCAGAUUGAGGAGCGCGAAGUCCUCGACAGUAUCUUUCCCGAGGAAAUUCAAGACAUAUCAGAGACCGAAUACCGAAUAUCGAUCCUCCUGGACAUCUUAAACGACGAUGGUGAUGAUUCCGAACCCCCCAGCAUCAUCCUCCAAGUCAAAUACCCCCCAGACUACCCCGAAGAAGCGCCCAUCCUAGACAUCCUAGGCCCUCCAAAUGCGCCGGUGCAUCCAUUCUUCAGCGUAAACUCAGACAAACAGACACUCCUCAAUGGCUUAUCAGAAACUAUCGAGGAGAAUAUGGGCAUGGCUAUGAUCUUCACAAUCGUUUCUACGCUAAAGGACAAUGCCGAGCAACUGGUCGCGCAACGGCAAGCGGGCGCGAGACAAGAGCACGAGAUUAAGUUAUUAGCUCUCGAGGCGGAGGAGAAUAAGAAGUUUCAUGGCACGCCGGUUACACCCGAGACGUUUGGGCCUUGGAGGGACGAGUUCAGGAGGGAGAUGGAGGAGUUGAGGGCUAAGGAGGAAGAUGCCGAAGAGGCGGCGGAGAAGAAGAAGAAUAGGGGAAAAGAUGCUGUUGUGCUACUGACUGGGAGGCAGCUUUGGGAGAGAGGUUUGGCUGGCAAGAUUGAGGAGGAUGAGGAUGAGGAAGAUGAAUUGCCGGUGGAGGGGGUGGAGAAAUUGAAGGUUGAGGCUUGA
Lachnellula hyalina is the source of this 702-nucleotide messenger RNA. Its product is annotated as RWD domain-containing protein. Bases 1 to 702 code for a protein of 233 amino acids. Gene Ontology annotation, molecular function: protein binding. Gene Ontology annotation, biological process: cytoplasmic translation. The transcript is spliced from 2 exons. The record is from RefSeq and is a predicted model, not a curated record. Lineage: Eukaryota; Fungi; Ascomycota; Leotiomycetes; Helotiales; Lachnaceae.